Messenger RNA from Dermacentor albipictus, 3025 nucleotides. RefSeq names its product reticulon (gene Rtnl1). NCBI's taxonomy places the organism in Eukaryota, Metazoa, Arthropoda, Arachnida, Ixodida, Ixodidae. The record is from RefSeq and is a predicted model, not a curated record. Gene Ontology annotation, cellular component: axon; endoplasmic reticulum membrane.
UUCGGGCGCGCCGACGUGCUUCUCUCGGCGUCUCCGCGAAUGAGUCACAGUCCACUGCGCGCCGCCGUUGGUUUCCCGAGUACUCUAGCAGACGACAGCACUCGGACAGGCCUUUCUGCGAGUGCAGACGUCGACGGGAUAUAUCCACAUAGGGCCCCAUCAGCCUCAUACAAAAGGGAAAGUUCUUUGUUCGCCGGAAUGGAUUUCUUGAGCAGCGACGCGGCAGCCAAAGACAGCGGUGAUGAUUCUCCCAAUGCGCAGAAGAAGCCUUUCAUUUCCGAAUCCGUGAAUGCCCUGAGCGAGGACCUCGCCCAGUUCGCCACCGGCAGCGCGCUGACAGAUGCGGCGCGGAGCGCCGCUGCGGCUUCUGCAGCAUCCCUUGGCAGCGGCGAUCCGUUCUCUACGACCAAAGAUAACCGCGAUCAGCUGGACCUCCUGUCAGAUUUCCAACCGAACACCGCGAGCAGCCCCAUCGCUCCAGCGGACAGCACCACGCCGUCAUACGUCGAGGACCUACUACACGACGCAUUGCCGGCUAACGCGCCGCUGUUGAAGCCCAGCGCUCCGCCAGCGCCCGACAAGGUCGCGCCGCCAGCGGCGGUGGCAGAGCCCGAUUUAGAACCUCGUCGCGAACCGAAAAAUCUGCCACCACCCAAACAGACGACGCCGGAGCCGUUGCCCGUCGCGGACGUUAAGCCUACGCUUCCGCCCGUCACGUCGUCUAAGCCUAAAGCCGCCGAAAUGCCGAGAGAAGCGACUUCGACCACGAGUUUCGCGAAGGAUAGGCCAUCGUGCUGCAUUUUUUCGCCGGGAUCCGGCUGGAGUCCAGCAUGUCUUCAUCCAUGCGUAGAGGAGCUGGUGUACUGGCGACAGCCCAAGAAGAGUGGCCUGGUGUUUGGGCUGGUGCUGGCUGUACUACUGUCGCUGACUUGCUUCUCCCUGAUAAGCGUGGUGGCUUAUCUUGCCCUGGGCUCCUUGAUGGUGGCCAUUGCCUUCCGUGUCUACCGCAACGUCCUCCAGGCUGUCCAAAAGUCCUCCGAGGGACAUCCCUUCAAGGAGUACCUGGAAAAGGACCUGUCGCUGCCUAAGGAGCGCGUGCACGAGACGGUUGACGUGGUCGUGAAGCAUGUUGACGCAACAGUGGCUCGCCUGCGCAGCCUCUUCCUGGUCGAGGACCUUGUCGACUCACUAAAGCUUGCCCUCCUGUUCUGGGUGCUGACCUACGUGGGAUCCUGGUUCAACGGAAUGACCCUCAUCAUUCUGGCCUACGUGUCUGCAUUCACGCUCCCCAAGGUCUACGAGAGCUACAAGACGGAGAUUGACCAGUACCUUGGCCUGGCCAGGACACAUGUGGGCAACGUGAUUGGCGCGAUCAAGUCCAAGAUCCCCAUGGGUGGCCAGCCAGCCCAGAGGCCCAAGGAAGAGUGAAGAGGCUGCCCCAGUCUCUUGUCCUCCAGACACAACCGAUUCCAAGAUGUUCCAAGAAAGCUGCUAGAGGACAGGACCUUCUCCUUUUUUUCCUUUUUUUUAUCUUUCCACCAUCACAGCAGUUGUUUUUUAAGCCAACAGUAGCUGCAUCUUGGACCUCUGAUUGUGUUAGGGGUAUACAAAAUGUGUCCCCUGCCUUUUUUUUUUCCCCUCUUGUUUUUAUUGUAACAAAAAAAGUGGGUACAGCCUCUAAGAAAAGUGUUUACAUAGUCCAGUUUCAUUUGCUUAACUUUUGUUGUCAAACUCUCUUAUCGUUGGUGUGGCUGUUUGAUGGUCGCAAAAGUGAGUUCUUUUCCUCUUAACUUUUUUUUUUAUCCGUUGUUUCUUGUUCUCACAUAUUUUUUUCUUCGAGAGAAGUUGCUUACUGCACUCUUAAUACUUCCCUUCACUCAUUUUUGUUCCCCCUCUCUUGCUGUAGGUGUGUCUGAAUUGUGGUUAUAUUACAGGCGUAUGAUGGCUCCAUUAUCGAUUUCUCUUGCCAGGCAUGUAGAGGACCCUCAUCAAUUGUAGCCAACAUCAAAUUUUUUUAGCAUGCGUCACACCCGACGUAUUUUAGAAGUUAAAAAGAAAGUUUAAAAAUUGUUCCGGAUCGUGAGAGCAUCUGGGAAUGGAAGUCGUCACGGCUGUUCUAUUCAAAUCUUGUAUGACAUACUUAAUGCAUAACACAUCUAGCUGACGUGGCUGAAAGGGAGCUUGUGCUCGAUGUUCUCUUUUGCAGAGUGCAUUUUUGUUGUUGCUGCUAAUGUGUGAAUGCUGCACAAGAUGUGUCCAGUUUUCUUGAGAUGCUGUGAAGUCUGUACCUGCCUAGCUGCACUUUGUGCAGCAACCUCUCCGCUCUUUCUCCUGGGGGGUUGAAUGAUGAAGGCUCGCCUCCAGUCUCAAAUUGCUGUUUCCUGUCAGCAGCAUUUGUAAAUGGCUGCCAUGUUAUCAAUGCAAACCGUUGCGCAAAGACAUGGAGAGGUUGCUUGCGUUGUCAACGGUUUCUUAAUCCUCCUCUUCAAAUCGUAACUGAUAUGCAUGCGUGUGUGCUGUUUCUUGGGCUUUUGCUAGCCUGGGAGGUCGUUCACCUUUGUUACACUUUUUGUUACUGCGUGUCUGUGGGUUGGCAGGGGUUGGGGGGGUUGCUGGUGGGUUCAAAGAAUAACGUGGCAAGUUUGCAGUGGCAGGCUGCCAUAAUCUGGCAUGACUGAUGAACCAGAUAUGCUGUGGUGUGCGUGUUGACGCUUUGCAACACCGUGUGUUGAUGUUGACGUUGCCAAGUGGACUUGCAUUGAAGAAUGGAUUGACAUCCUUGCUUUUGAGUGUUUUUUCAUAAAACAUGGCUUUUUCUAAACCACUGCAGUUAGCGAGACCUAUAUCUGGGCUGUUGUGACCCUCUUCACUCCGCCUGUUUGCAGCACAUAUUUAUUGCAUUGAGGACGUUGACCUGUGCACUUUUCUACAUUCGUGUUCAGGAGGUGUCGUUCCGUCGUCCAGUGUAGUAGUUUCGUUCUCCGUUGGAAACUACAAUAAAGCAUUCCCCUAGACCGCCCCCUCA